This is a messenger RNA of Pristis pectinata (smalltooth sawfish), 3309 nucleotides long. RefSeq lists its product as uncharacterized. NCBI's taxonomy places the organism in Eukaryota, Metazoa, Chordata, Chondrichthyes, Rhinopristiformes, Pristidae. Bases 580 to 1695 code for a protein of 371 amino acids. The record is from RefSeq and is a predicted model, not a curated record. Gene Ontology annotation, molecular function: monoatomic cation channel activity. The transcript is spliced from 3 exons.
AAGAGGCCACAUAAGUGGCUGUGGUGACUUCUACGAACUCUAGACUGAAGGACAUUAUGAAUUUAACAACAGUUGUGCACCUGUUUGUACUUUUUGUUUGUACUUUUCCAAGGAGAACAGGUCGUGCAGAAAUGUGGAAAUGAAUGGGAGGUUAUGUAGCAAUGAGGCCAGGCCUAUCCUUGGCAACACUGGAGACUGAAGUCGAAAUUCAGCAUGAAGGAACAAGUCUGCCGCUACCGGUUGGACGACGGCGCGGGCGCCAGUGGGUGUCCAGAGCAAGAGGACAGUCGCUCACAAUUUUAACACCACCUUCCCCGCUGAAAUUCAGCGUUCUCUUUGCACAACAGGCAGCGUGCCCGCUUUUCCUUCACUGCAGGCAUGGGAAAGACUCUGGCUUAGAGUCCGAAGCUCACUCGAGGCAGGGGGAGGGCGAAACUAACUUUGGAGUUUAAAAUUAUUCCGACAGCCCCUCAGUAUCCUCCCCCUCCGGGUGGAGUUUAACAGAUCAAUUAAAAGCUCCUGCACGCUCGCCGCGGCUGAUUUACUGCGUGUUGGAACCGACUUAAAGCGAGGUUUUCAAUGGCACUGGAAGCUUUCAAACUCUUGAAAGAAGCCAUUUUGAAGAUUUGUCCCUCCGUAGCGAAAGUCACUCAGAAUGCGGCGUUAACAGCAGUCCUGUAUGGAAUUGAAUACAUGAUGGAGAAAAACAACCGGUGUCCUUGUGAUCCGGAAUGGAACCGGACCUACGCCUUGACUACUUUUAUUACGCCUGCAACUUUCUUCUUUAUGGUCAGUUUGCUGACGUUACCGGCUUCACGGAGACUGCUCAAGUGUGCGGUCUGCUACUGCCCCCGUCGCGGUGAGACCUCCCCCACCCCCAGUCAGGGUGAGACCUCCCACACCCUCAGUCGCGAUGAGACCAGCAGCACCCAGGGUUGCUGUAAGAACUACUGCACCUGCAGACAAUGGCUAUUUGGACUGGCCACAUUGAUGAAAGUAUCGAUCCCAUCUAUCAUAUGGGUAGUCAUUCUGUUACUGGACGGGGAUUACUAUACCUGUUAUUGGUUACCGUCAAACAAUCAGACGGCCCGCAUUCCGAAAUGCAAAGACUUUUGCAACAUCACAGCUUCCCUCGAAGAGCGCCGCCUUUGCACUGCGUCUCAAUGGAUUGGUGCUAUUGUCUUGGCGGUGACUGUGAGCCUGUUGGUAGUUUUUUACUUCCUUCAGUGGUGCAAGUGUACCGACUGCACUCAGGAGAGAUAUUACGAGGAAAAGUUUCAGCAAAAACUGGCGGAAAAGAAACGGACCAAGAUGAAGGAGGAAUUGGAAAAAAUAGCAACAGAAUGUGCAGAGGUGGAGGCCGGAAAGCUCAUUGGUAAAAUGAACCUGGGCAAUACAGAGCAGGGCCAACAGCAAUCCAACCAGUCAACAGAAAAUUAUGCUGCUGCCGCUAACCCCAACCCUAAGAGAGGUGUAUCUCCCCCUCACCGAAUUUGUGACAAUAUCCAACUGGAGAGUCUUUCACCUUUACUGUUGCAACCCGGGAGCGUUCAGCGGUCGACCACAACUCAACCAAGACAGAAUUCACUUCCUCAACACCGCCGAUUUGAAACUGGUGCUACAAACAGCAGUCACAAACUGGAAACUCAGAUAUAUUUCACAUCCUUCGGCAAACCCGUCCCCAAAUUCCACUGACGAAAAGCCACCAGCCAAAGCACACGCCCCGAGGGAUUGUAAAGUUACACCACCACCUCAUCACCACAAUACCUGCACAAGACUGGAGGAUUUUCAACUGCUCAGUAACAACCCUGAUUUUGGACAGAGUGGUUAAACAAAUAAGGCUCAGACACCAAGUCAAACGUUCGUUUCACCAGCGGCCGCGACAUCAACGAGGGGACAAAGAUACAAGACAAGAGGCGGGUCAUUUAAAACUGAGGCGAGAAGAACUUUCUUCUCACAGAACGUGGUGAAUCUCUGGAUUCUUGGCCCGAAUGAUGGUGGAGGACAUAUGAUUGGAUAUAUUUAAGCUGGACGUAGAUAACUAUUUGACAGAUCGACCAAUUGGGGGUUAUCAGGAACUGGAACAGAGGAGUUGAAGCAAGGGGCAGAUCAGCCAGGAUCAUAUUUAAUAGCGGGACAGGCGUGAGGGGCCUGGUGACUAUUCCUGCUCCAAUAGAACAUGGAACAGUACAGCACCGGACAGGCCAUUCCGCCCACGAUGACGUGUCGUUCGUGAUGCCAAUUUAUACUAAAUCUCCUCCUCCUGUGCAUCAUCCGCAUUCCUCCAUUCCCCUCAUAUUCGUGCGUCUAUCUAAAAGCCUAUUAGACUCCACCAAACUGUCUGCUUCCACUACUACCCGUGGUGACCUAUUCCAGGCACCUAGCACUCUCUGGGUAAUACAAAAAAAAAACUCGCUCCUCACGUCGCCGAUAAACGUUCCCCUUUUAACCUUAAAAGCACGUUCUCUGGUGUUUGACAUUUCUACCUUGAGGAACAGAUCGGACUGCUUACCCAUACCUAUGCCUUUCAUAAUUUUACAAACCUUUACAGGAGCCUCUUCCAGCAUCUGGACUGUUGUGUCGGUCUCGCUGUCGCGGGCAGAGCGCUGCGGGAUAUCGCUGACGGCGAGCUCACAGUAAACAGCUGAGCUUCCAGCCACAGCACAACAUUAGCUCGGACUUCACACUGCAGGCUUGUAGUACCUUUUCCAGAAAUUAAUAAGGACGCUUUAUUUUGCAUUACAGCAGCGGCUAACCUUGAAAUGCCCCUCACAAACUGUGAGAUGCUUGCGCUGCAUCUAUGUUAUUACGCUUUUGUGUUCUGAAAGAGUUGUCGAACCUCUGGUCCAUGGCCGAGGGUUCUCCUACAGUACAAGGGCCCUGAGCCAAUGUACACAACGUUAUUAAAAACCCGUCCGAGCAACUGAAGGCACAGGCAGCAAACACCUAAAGCAAAGCCCACGCACAGAAUCUUUACGGUAGAUAAACUAAGUCGGGCCAUGACCUACCCCAGGAUCCCAAUCAACCCCGUAAUUCUUAAGCAUGAUUGCUCCUUCAGCGGCAUAAAAACCUCGUUUGAAGGGUAUUUAAAAUGAAUUUCUGUACAAUCCUAGUCUGGAAUAGAUUAAGGCAAGUGGAGUAGGAUAUGUAGCCCAAAUCAAAAUGGAUAAAAGUGAAGUCAAUGGAAAACCUUCAGUGGUUGGAGUCACAUUCACACAAAGGAAGAUGGUUGUAGUUGUUGGAGAUCAAUCACCCCAGCCCCAGGACAUGACUGCAGGAGGUCCUGUGGGCAAGGAAGGACUGUAUGGA